AUGGGUAUACAGGGAUUAUGGCAGAUAUUAGAACCUGUAGCUGAACCAGUAACCUUGGAAUCUCUUGAAGGAAAACGGCUUGCAAUUGAUAUUUCAAUUUGGCUUCAUCAAGCAGCCUAUGGCUACUCGGAACAUCAACUGAAUGCCAAAUAUCCACAUUUAUCAUUGGUAUUACGACGUCUGGCGAAACUUCUGUUUUACAAAAUACGACCAUUUUUUGUUUUCGAUGGUCCAAAUGUACCCAUAUUUAAGAAGAAAUUGCUGCGUGAUCGACAAGUAAAACGUUAUGUGGAAGAACUAACGAUGACUAAAGCACAGAAGCAUGUCCUACAACAAUUGGCCUCCUCACAACUACAUGGUGGUGAGCAACGGGUGGAUGAAUUAAGCGAGGUAUUUGCUUCGCAAACAAAAAGACGCAAAGUUGAUGAUUUGUUCGAUGUGCCAAUUCCAUCAACAUCAAAAGACGAAAUAAAACAUAAAAGUGCGUCGGAUGGAGAAAUUGAAAUAAUUUAUUCAUCUUUUGAGUCAUCACGUUCGUCCGAAUUCGAUCAAACUGAAUUUGAGAGCUUAACCACUCGCGACGAACGAGUUGAUUAUUUGUUGACUGUACGGGACAAAGUUAGAGGUCUCAAGUUGAGAGAGGUUCCGGAUGAUUCGAAAGCUUUUAGUAAUUUGCAAAUCGAUAGACUGCUGAAACGUAACCGGAUAAAUGAGCAACUGCAGUUGCUGAAGAAUGAAGCUUUGAAACUACGAGUAUUCUCCGCAGAUGGGGAACAAGGUUGCUCGAAUAGCACUAUCAAAUUGGCAGCAAUGGAAGGCUUGGAUAGAUUGCAUAUAAUAACAGAUGACAACGAAGUGCAAAUUAUUGACGAUGAAAAAGAAGCAAAGAAGAAAGAUUUAAUUGAUUCAUUAGUUUGGCCAACAUUUCUGGAAAAAAAUGGAGAAAAAAAGGACAUUGAAGAUGCGAAAGAAAUGUUUUUUACUCACCAGACUGACAAGUCAAACGAUUUCAAGAUUGGAGCUUUUCCUUGUGACGACAACGAUGAUGAUGAUGAUGAUGAGGACAGUGCUUUGCAAGAGGCUAUACAUGCUUCACUUCUUGAAAAUUCAGCUGAGAAAUGCAAUAAGUUCCAAAUUGGUACUUAUGGCUAUAAUCAAGAAUCAAAAGGUGAUAUGAUACAGCGUUUACGUACAGCAUUCACUGAAAGAGCUCAAGAUUUGCAUCAUGAUACAUGGUCAUCAUCAUCUAGCGAGAGCAGUGAUGAAUUUGUGGAAAUAUUUCCUGAAUUUUCUGAGAAAUUAGAUGUUCCUUUAUCUAGUACGAAAACCGCCGAAAAUUCAACAAAAUGUGAACCUAAGGAAUGUUUUAUUAAGGAUAACGAUAAGGAAUGCAUCGUCGAAAAGGACAGAAAUAUCGAUGAAUCACAUGAUGACUCGGCAGUUCCAGGUUCAUCUAUGCACAUUAAUCCAGCUAAUGAUUUAGAUAUUUUUGCUUCGACACGAGAAGAAGGUGUUUAUAAGGAUUGUCAGAAUCUGUUGCGUAUUUGCGGGAUACCAUUCGUUAUUGCUCCUGGUGAAGCGGAAGCUCAAUGUUGUGAACUUGAAAAAUUAGGUCUCGUUCAGGGAAUUAUUAGUGAUGAUUCUGAUGUUUGGUUAUUUGGUGCUGCUGUUGUUUACAAAAAUAUGUUCAAUCAAAAACGAAGAUUGCAGAUGUACUCUAUGGAAAGUAUUCGUAAUCAAUUAGGUUUAUCACGUUGGGAAGCAAUUCAAAUAGCUUUACUCUCCGGUGGUGAUUAUACCAAUGGUUUAGAAGGUGUUGGAGUUGUUGCAGCAUUGGAACUGAUUUCAGAGUUUGCUACUACUUCACCACAAUUAGAUGCUGAACCUUCUCAACAGGCUUUUGAAAAUCUAAAACGUAUAUCAGCAUGGUUAAAUCGUCAUGAUAAUUGGGAAGAUUUGCCAUCAAGUAGUGGUUAUAGUAGUGAACAGGAUGUGAAGAAAACAAAAUUUGUGGAGAACACACGACGAUUGAAAUUGAGACGAUUAAUUGAGAAAAAUAACUUUACUGAAACUUUAGAGACGUUUCCAUCUCAUGAUGUAUUUAAUGCAUAUGCGAAACCUUUGGUUGAUAGUUCAACAGAGAAACCGAGAUGGCGGAAUAUUGAUAUGGAUGAAUUGGAAUUGUUUGUUUGGCAGAAGCUAGGAUGGGAUAAGAAGCAGCUAGAAAAGCAAACAAAUCAUUCAUUGCAAAAAUGGAAUGAGUAUUUGAAUCCAUCAGUUGGUGGAAGUGGACAAUCAUAUCAAAUGCAUAUCACAUCAUUUAGUCAUCGUUUACAGAAAUCUGAGCAAGAUCAACGGUUAUUUUUGACAGCACGUGUUCAGGCAGCUCUACAACGUUUAGUUACGGUUAAAAAUUCUCAAAAUCAGGUUUUAUCGGAAAAUGUUGAAGAUAGUUAUGCUCCAGUAAUGAAGAAGAUGAAGAGAAGUGAAAAACAAAAUAGGAAACGACCGAGUAAAUGUGUUGUGGAAAAAUCAACAAGAGGCAAGAAACGAUCGACUAUUAUUCCGAUGAAUAGACGGAAAAAAUUAACUAAAACAAAAAAUGCUGAAAAUAAUUUUGUCCCCAGCGAAUUACAGUUAUCUGAAGGAAGUUCUGAUGAUAAUGAUGUUUGUUAA
Molecule: messenger RNA, 2676 nt
Organism: Brugia pahangi
Lineage: Eukaryota; Metazoa; Nematoda; Chromadorea; Rhabditida; Onchocercidae
Source: the annotation of a GenBank genome assembly